AUGGACACGAACGACGCUGUCUUCCUCGGUGACCACGAUUAUUCCAUCGCCUCUGAAGCUAAUGCCUACGCUAUAAGGUUGUCCCAGGUCGUGGUCCACCCUCAGUACAACAGGAAUACCUUGGAAAACGACAUUGCUCUCCUGAAGCUUUCUUCGAAGAUCACGUGGCCUUCAGAUAACACCGUGGCCCCCGUCUGCCUCCCUCCUGCCGGCGAGUCCUUCAGUGACGCUAGCGCUAUCGUGACGGGCUGGGGCGCUCAGUCCGAGAGCGGAGGCUAUCUGCCACAGCUCUACGAAGUGACAGUAUCAACGCUGACGAAUGAAGAAUGCAAUACUCUCUAUGGCGGUGGGAUUUCUGAUGGCAUGAUCUGUGCUGGUGAACAAGGGAAGGAUUCGUGUCAGGGAGAUUCCGGAGGCCCAAUGAUCUCCGACGAUAACGGGCGAUAUUUUGAAAUUGGCAUCGUGUCCUGGGGCAUCGGCUGCGCUCGGCCAAAUUACCCGGGAGUGUACACGAGAGUCAACAGUAUGCGUGAGAGCAUUUGCACACUACCUUGCGUGGAUCGACUCCUACAUCAGCUCCUCAGUGACCUGCCCACGUUAAAGGCCCCUGCACCCUGGCCCCCUCUUAUUGCUGGGAUACUUCUACUGCUUCGUCCAUUGCAACCUGUAAAUCAUUAUAUUGUUUGUCUUGCAUUCACAAGAGAAAUUGUCUUUGUUAGUCCACGCCACUUAGAUAUUACUGAAGGGGUCUUAAGAGUGAAUGACGAGCAAGAACGUACAUGA
Molecule: messenger RNA, 783 nt
Organism: Penaeus chinensis
Lineage: Eukaryota; Metazoa; Arthropoda; Malacostraca; Decapoda; Penaeidae
Product: trypsin-1-like
Exons: 7
Coding region: 1-783 (260 amino acids)
Biological process (GO): proteolysis
Molecular function (GO): serine-type endopeptidase activity
Source: RefSeq, a predicted model, not a curated record